Girardinichthys multiradiatus is the source of this 3078-nucleotide messenger RNA. It is a transcript of the gene kras, whose product is annotated as v-Ki-ras2 Kirsten rat sarcoma viral oncogene homolog. The coding region runs from base 598 to 1164 and encodes 188 amino acids. Gene Ontology annotation, molecular function: GTPase activity; GDP binding; GTP binding. Gene Ontology annotation, biological process: Ras protein signal transduction. Lineage: Eukaryota; Metazoa; Chordata; Actinopteri; Cyprinodontiformes; Goodeidae. Gene Ontology annotation, cellular component: plasma membrane. The record is from RefSeq and is a predicted model, not a curated record. The transcript is spliced from 5 exons.
ACUAAAGCACACUGCUCUAUAUAGAAACAUUAUUCUUUGUUGGUAUUACAUACAAAGGUGAAAAACUAGAUUGUGAUAAAAUGAAAUUGUAGCAUUUAACAUGAUUGGUUUGACUAGAAACAAAUAAAAAUACAGUAGCGUCUUAGUUCUGCUUGUAAAGUCAGCGUACACACAGAGGUGACAAGGCAGAGCGCAUUGUGGGUCACAUAUUGUUACAAACACGGUUGACCGAUUUGCCCCAGACUUGUUAAAAAUCUCCCUGCUAGGGUUUCUGGGUAAAGUGCGCCCUGCUUGGUAUCCGCCCAUAUUGUCGUAACGCAGGCGAGCCUGAGCAGCAGCAGCUAGGCCGAAGGGACGCUGGAUCAGAUGGAAAGUUCAAACGAUUGAUUCUUCCACUCUUUCUUUUUUUUUUUUUUGUAAUUGUUUUUUUUUUGUCUGGAUGUUCCCGCUCGCUUCCGAAACGGCGUUGAACCGACUGGCGCUUUGGUGAGAAGCAGAGGUAGGAAAUGCGGAGAUCGAGUGAAACGGGAGGAUUGUCUGCUUGACUUCUUUGGUCGCUACUUCAGACGCGGAACUCCACUCGCUAAAAGGUAAAUCAUGACAGAAUAUAAGCUGGUUGUGGUGGGAGCUGGUGGCGUUGGCAAGAGCGCGCUUACGAUCCAGCUCAUCCAGAAUCAUUUUGUGGAUGAAUAUGACCCGACCAUUGAGGACUCUUACAGAAAGCAGGUGGUUAUUGAUGGAGAGACAUGUCUACUGGACAUCCUGGACACUGCAGGUCAGGAGGAGUACAGCGCCAUGAGGGAUCAGUACAUGAGGACAGGGGAGGGAUUCCUCUGUGUCUUUGCCAUCAACAACACCAAGUCCUUUGAAGACAUUCACCACUAUAGAGAACAAAUCAAGCGGGUGAAGGACUCUGAGGACGUCCCCAUGGUGUUGGUGGGCAACAAGUGUGACCUCCCAUCCCGAACGGUGGAUACAAAGCAGGCUCAGGAUUUAGCACGCAGCUACGGCAUUCCCUUUAUCGAGACCUCAGCCAAAACAAGACAGGGCGUCGAUGAUGCCUUUUACACAUUAGUCAGAGAAAUUCGGAAGCAUAAGGAGAAGAUGAGCAAGGAGGGGAAAAAGAAGAAAAAGAAGUCAAAGACAAAGUGUAUACUCAUGUGAAUAAUCACCCCCUUUUUCAAGACAAACUAAAACAGAAAAAAAACCAGCUCAAAGUAAUAACAUUUUGUACAUUACACUAAAUUAUUAGCCUUUUUUUUUUUGUUAGAACGUUCCUUAAUAAAUACUAAACCCAACUUGAUUCUUUCAUUCGGACAUCAAUAAGCUCUAUUUUUAGUGUAGUGCCAGAUGUUGACCUGUAAGAACCAGAUGAGCCAGAUUUAUUAUUUUUAAAUAUAGCAGUUAUAUGUUUCACAUUGCUGCCCAACUAGGAGGAAACUGUAUUACCAAUUAUAUUUGACAAAUUAAUAUCUAUUAUGAUUUUUUUUUUUUACUAAAAUGCCACCACAUAGGGGUUGUAUGGGAUGCCAAAGAAUGAAAAUUCAUCCCGUUGGUGUAGAUAAACCAGAUCUGAGGAAUGACCAACUCUCAGCCCAGUGAGGUGUAAAUGUCCCAGCCACUGUGGAAUCUCCCCAUCUCUCACCUUCUGCUAUCACUUAGUUUUGUCACUGUUAAGUAUGCAUGCAGACUCCGAAACUUUCUUUUCCCUUGACUGUUUAUUACCCUAGUUAGCCAUUAAUGAAUUGAUUUCAAAAUUGUCAUUGCUUUGUAUUGUGUGGGGAGUGAUUUAAUGCCUAAAUGAGAUAAUUUUUUUUUCCUUGCAUGCAUCGUGUUCUUAAUGACGGAUUACGAACUUCCUCUGGUUGAUGCGUUUCGGAGCCAGCAACGAGGAACUCAGACUCUAAUUUUCAGGUUUUUUAAUAAAAAGCGUUCAAUGAUUUCUUUUGUCAAAAUAUAAUUUUUUUUUUUAUGAGAAGUUAAAAGAUUGAUGAUUUUAACCAAUGUUGUCUGUCUCAUGUUGUGGUUUUCAGCCUUGUUUAAUAAGAUUCUUAAAAGAAAGAAAUCAUUUUAUUUCUAAUUGUAAACUGUCUCCAUGCACCCAGCAAAAUAAUUUACAUUUUAACUAUUUGCUUAGAUGUAAAAAGUCAUUUGUUUUGUAGCGGAAUAGAAACUUUUUUUGAAAGCUGUAAGGUAUAUUUGACUCUGUUCAGAGUCCCAGAGGUUGUUAAAAGUAGGCUUAGGAGUAAUGUGUGGAUGUGUUUGAAAUUGGCCACUUCUCCAUAAUUUUUAGGUUUUUAAAAUGAGGCACAAAUUGCCAUGAAAUAGGUUUUUAGACAUAAAUGCCUGAGUUAAUCCAAACAAUUAACCCUGGUUUCUCUCAGGUCAGCCCGUGUCACCUUCUUCAUUGUAUUUACAGACUGUCUGAGCAUUUUUAUUUGCCUUUCAUCAUUAUUUUAGGUGCUACAUUUAGACAUUUAUUUUUUCUUGAGUUGUACCUAAGAAAUGCACAAAUUAUAGUUUUAGGGGUGAAAUGCUUUUGUCACAGAAAAUUGAGAUUUUGCUUUUGGGAUUAAUAAAUUUUGACCCUACUUACUAUAUUAUUACCUCUUUUUUUCCCCAUGAAGUAGAUAAACACCUGCAAUUUUAAUAAUGAAAUCCUCUUGAUAAGGAUAUGUUUUAAAUUUAGUUCUACUGUAAUGUUAAAGAUGUUCCUCUUUUAAUUGCGUGCCAACAGCUGAUUUCUGAAAUGCAUCAUUUAUACCUGGAUCGUAUUUUAACAACCUUUGUAUAGUUGUGAUACUGAAAGGUUUCAUGUUUUGUAAAUUGUGCUUCAUUUAGUUUGGUGUGUCUUUAAUGAAUGUUGCUUUAAUGGAGUUCUGCUCCGCUCUGUGUUUGUGACUGGAGAGUGUGUCUGGGUCCAGGUCUGCAGAGGGGAAUGAAUGACCACUUUACAGUGUACCUGUUGUGGGGCAAUGUAGAGUGAUGAUCUGAUCUCAAAAAUGUCUUCUUUUUUUUUUUUGCCAUGAAUCUUACCACUCCUAUUUAAUGUGUAAUAAAGAACAAAGUAAACAGAAA